Torulaspora delbrueckii is the source of this 1734-nucleotide messenger RNA. RefSeq names its product putative tyrosine protein phosphatase MIH1 (gene MIH1). The record is from RefSeq and is a predicted model, not a curated record. Bases 1 to 1734 code for a protein of 577 amino acids. The transcript has a single exon. Gene Ontology annotation, cellular component: cytoplasm; nucleus. Gene Ontology annotation, molecular function: protein tyrosine phosphatase activity. Gene Ontology annotation, biological process: G2/M transition of mitotic cell cycle; positive regulation of G2/MI transition of meiotic cell cycle; positive regulation of G2/M transition of mitotic cell cycle. Lineage: Eukaryota; Fungi; Ascomycota; Saccharomycetes; Saccharomycetales; Saccharomycetaceae.
AUGAAAUUUCGAGCAGACCAUGAAAUGCACCAGAACGAAUCCUCGCUAUUGCACAAGAUGACGUUGGGACACUCGUUCAAAGAGGAUCGAAAUAUCUUCAAGAAUAUACACUCUUUAUUGAAGAAACCAAAGAAGAAAUACCCAGUGGAUAAGGCGAAAGAUCAUGAUCCCAGUUCUGAAAAAGAUUGUCUCGAGGAAGACCUGAUAAUACAUUCAACUGCAGAUUUGGAGAGCUCACCAUUGGCACCUCGAGGGCGUUGUUCCUACGAUGUAGUGCGAGAUCGAAUAGGAAACGUCUCCCCUACUAGGCCCCAGACGAGUUUAGCUUUCUUUAACGAACCAUCUGCAUCCACCACAUUUCAAUCGGCAAGCGGCAAAUUGCAGGAUACUUUACAAAUAGCAUCCUCUAGCACCGAUGUGACGCGCUGGAACUCAAACGAGAUCUCAGUGGGCUCCUCUCACGAUCCGGAAGACGAUGACGAUGUCUUCCUACAUACAUUACUUCCUCCACAGAUUAGUAGACCACGGCCGCAACGAUGGAAUAGUCACAGUAGCAUAGGGAGUAACGGGGCAAGCCGAUCCACUCGGUCCACUAAUUUAAUCAGUGGGAAGCGUGAUGGGAAGUCACUGCGAGGAAGUAGGACAAGCCUGCACAGGAUGAAUUCCUUCGACAAUCCCCAUAGAGAUUUCUUCACUUCACCUGUCCAUCAAGCAGUAAGUCCCAAAAAGGCAUAUCAAUCCAAGAUCGAUCAAAGUGCCAUUCCUUUCCAGCAUUAUGAGGGCGCCAAUGGAGAUCAAUUUCCCAGAAUAAGUGCAGAAACCUUGAAGGACAUAAUUCAGGACGAACUAUACAAGUCGCACUACGAGUCCUAUCAAGUUGUCGAUUGCAGAUUUGCAUACGAGUAUAAAGGUGGCCACAUUAGCAAUGCAUUGCAUAUCUCAUCCAGAGAGGAAUUGGAAUCUGAGUUUAUACAUAGCGAAAGAAAAUCGCCAACUUUACUCAUAUUCCACUGCGAAUUUAGCUCCUAUCGGGGCCCCAUGCUUGCAUCUCAUUUGAGAAACUGCGAUCGCAUGCUUAAUUAUGAUAACUAUCCGGAUCUAUUUUACCCAGAUAUCUUGAUCCUUGAUGGCGGUUACAAGGGAUUCUUUGACAAAUUCCCGAGUUUAUGUUACCCCAGAAGAUACGUGGGUAUGGAUUCAAGUGAGAACUUAGUGAGUCGCGACCAAGAAUUGGAAAGGUUCAGGCAGGACUCCAAGAAAGUGGUUUCAAGAAACAGUUCAUUGUACAAGUUAACUUCUGUUCCUAGCUCAACUCGAUCAAGUAUAAGGAAAGGAUGCCCUGAACGAAGUAGCAGUGCUCGGAAACUGAACUAUACAACAUCGCCAGGCUUCAAAUAUGAGGCCCCACCAAAACUCUCACUUUCACGGUACAGUAACGACAGCUUAUUGGGUAACAGUGAUGACAGUUCAUCGGGGAGCCGACUUUCGAUCAAUUCCAGCCCAAACCUAAGCACAAACAAGAUGCUGAUGAUGGAUGGCCUCGACGGUGAGUCCUGUUACAGCUUUGAUGAAGGUGAUAGUACUUUCACGACCCCAGUUGCCACUAGCAGUACACCCACCAAUAGGCAAGAAAGUGGCAGAAACACUAUGGAACCUUCGUCAUUGAAUCUCGUCAAGAAAUCACUAUUUCCCAACAUUCUGAGGGAAGAGCAAGGCGAUUUAGGUGACCGCUGA